Messenger RNA from Heterostelium album PN500, 1002 nucleotides. RefSeq lists its product as uncharacterized. Lineage: Eukaryota; Evosea; Eumycetozoa; Acytosteliales; Acytosteliaceae. The coding region runs from base 1 to 1002 and encodes 333 amino acids. The transcript has 3 exons. The record is from RefSeq and is a predicted model, not a curated record.
AUGGGUGCAUCUGAUUAUGCCAUUUUAGAAGAGAAUAUUAUCUCUUCUGAAGAAACCACACCAAUGAUUGUUGGUGAUGGUUCUACUACCACAACAACAACCACUGUCGUACAAACAGUGAAACCAACUGAGAAGGCUCCAUCUUUCAAACUUCCAAGAUUUUUAAUCUUUACUUUAUUGCUCAUCCAAGUUGCUACAUUUAUUUUCUUCUGGAAAAUAUUCACAUGGAUUACUUUCAUUGGAUUCUUCAUUGCCGGUUUCGGUCUUGUUUCACUCUUGAGUGGUAAUGUCGCCCUCUUGACUACCGUAAGUUUUACAAUUGUUUUGGCUUGGACUUACUACGACUUGACCGGUGGAAUUAUCCAUGCCGCCGUUGUCUGUGUCGUCGUUGUCUACUACUCGAUCUGUAUCAGAUAUUACAUCCGUUACAUCAAGCAAAUCAAGAAGCAAAAGGCUGCUGACCCAUCUUUCGGUUCAAUGAUCAAGAGAUUCAACUACAAGACCAUCAUUACCAAGACUUCCACUCCAGCCACUGCUACUCCAACCACUGCUACCACCACUACUACUGUCGUUGGUAACACCGCUAACAAGACCACACCAUUGAUUCAAUCACCACCACCAAUUGGAUACUACUACCCACAGAAUCCACAGAAUCCACAGAAUCCACAGAACCCACACAACGUUCACAACAACAUGAUGCAUCCAAACUACUAUCCAUCCGCUGUACCAUAUCAAAUUCACUACCAAAUAAUGCAACAACCACAACCAUAUGGUCAACAAGUAAACAACAAUGCUAUCAUCAACAACAGUGAUUCACAAUCAAACAAUCAAUCACAACAACAACAACAACAACAACAACCACCAAUGCAACAACAACAACAAUAUUACUAUCCAAUUCCAUAUUAUUAUUCGUUGAACAACAAUGUAAAUGUUUCCAACCCAAGUGCAAAUGUUAAUAACACUAACAACGCACCAAACAACCUUCCAGUUGAUAAACAAUAA